CUUAUUCAACAAGUCCAAGCAUGGAGUUCAAAGGAGUGUGUGUGCUGCUGGGAGUCCUACUACUGGUGACCUGCUCACUUCAGCAGACCCCACCGAAGAGGAAGCCAGUGAAGAAAGAUUCAACAAAUGAUGCUGCCAUUGAACAGCUGCAGAAACAGAUCAACGACAUCGUCCAGGAGCUCAACCUGCUGAAGGAACAACAAGCCCUGCAGACAGUCUGUUUGAAAGGCAAAAAGAUUCAUGGCAAGUGCUACCUGGCUGACCCUGUGAGAAAACGCUAUCACACUGCCAGCGAAGACUGCAACAACCUGGGCGGAGUCCUCGGCACGCCCACAUCCAGCGAUGAGAACGACCAGCUCAGAGACUACCUCCGCCAGAGCAUCGGGCCCAAUGAGCAGGUCUGGCUGGGCGUCAACGACAUGAUGACCGAGGGCACCUGGGUGGACCAGACCAGCUUCAGCAUUACAUACAAAAACUGGGACACGUCCAACAGCCGGUCCCCUCAGCCGGACGGCGGCCAGUCCCAGAACUGUGCUGUCCUGUCCGGGGCCUCCCGCGGGAAGUGGUCAGACGAGAACUGUCGUGAGGAGAAGCCCUCCGUCUGCCAGUUCAACAUCGUUUGAUCGCAUUUAUCUCAUCAUAGACUGUGCAUGGUUAUAGCUGCUUUCACUCUUGCUGCAAUGCCACUUUGUCUGCUAUUCUAAAAGGAGUUUUAAGCCCGUGGUUCUCAGCUGGUUUUGCAUCUGGACCAAGUUCUGAUCUAGAGGUCACAGUCAUAAAGCUGUUAUUUUUGACUGAAGUGAUGUGGUGAUGUGUCAUUUGCAGCAUUCCUCGUGGUCACAAUAAAACCAGGAAGAACAAAGCUCUGUCUAGAAUAAGUGAGAUACUAUGGGACAUCAUCUCCUCUAAAUGAAUCCAUGAUUUCUGCUUUCAUUUUCAAGAUUUUUGUACAUGAAAAAUAAACUUUCAAUUUUUCCAAUAAUGUCAAAACAUGUAUUUUGGAUGUUCAUAAUUCAAAAUACCUGCAACAAAAGGUGUGUGUAGGUGCUGGCACCUUUCACAAAUCAAAACUGGGUGUAACUUUCCAUCAUUCCCACACAUCCACACCUCUAGUGCAGCAGGUCCAUGACUCACUGGUCGAGAACCGCUUGUUUAAACUCAGGCAUCCCUUCACAACUACUGUGUUUGAACGACAAGACUCGCACGGAGCCAGAAUUAUCAGUGAUAUUGCAUUAACAUUAAAAUCUUCAACCACGUUCUUCUAAGAGAUUAUUUCAGUUUGCUAGUCUUGUAGUCUCCUAUAAUGUCUAGCCUGAUGUAACCUGAAAAAUUACCAUUAAUAAACUAUGACA
Chelmon rostratus (copperband butterflyfish) is the source of this 1352-nucleotide messenger RNA. Its product is annotated as tetranectin-like. The transcript has 3 exons. The record is from RefSeq and is a predicted model, not a curated record. The coding region runs from base 21 to 623 and encodes 200 amino acids. NCBI's taxonomy places the organism in Eukaryota, Metazoa, Chordata, Actinopteri, Chaetodontiformes, Chaetodontidae.